Entamoeba histolytica HM-1:IMSS is the source of this 717-nucleotide messenger RNA. Its product is annotated as enhancer binding protein-2, putative. Gene Ontology annotation, molecular function: mRNA binding. The transcript has a single exon. NCBI's taxonomy places the organism in Eukaryota, Evosea, Mastigamoebida, Endamoebidae. The record is from RefSeq and is a predicted model, not a curated record. Bases 11 to 700 code for a protein of 229 amino acids. Gene Ontology annotation, cellular component: cytoplasm; ribonucleoprotein complex; nucleus.
AACCUAACUAAUGACUAAGUUAUACAUUGGAAACCUCAGCUACAAGACUACUGAAGAGAAUCUUAAAACCCACUUUGAGUCAUUUGGUAAGAUCAAAGAAGCUAAACUUAUGAUCUUCAGAGGAUACUCAAGAGGAUUUGCUUUUGUUGAAUAUGAAACAGAAGAAGAUGCUAAGAAGGCUGUAGCUGCUAAUGGAGUUGAGUUUGAAGGAAGAAAACUUAAAGUUGAAAUUGCUAGACCACCAAAGGAAAGAAAAGAAGUUCCUGAAGGAGAAAAGAAGACUACUGCAGGACCACGUGGAUAUAGACCAAGAAGAUUUGGACCAAGAAGAUUCACUAGAAAACACUUUGGAAAGAAGACUAAUGGAAGCAGAGUUAAUAAGAAGGAAAAGAAAGAAGUACCAACAGAAUUUUCAGAUAACCUUAUCUUUGUUAAGAAUCUUGCAUAUGCUAUUAAGGAUGAAGAUCUUAAAGAAAUAUUCAAAGAAUUUAAUGUUGUAAGUGCUAAAGUUGUUACCUACAAUCAUAGAGGAAAUGUAAGAUCAAAGGGAUACGGAUUUGUUGAAGUUAAAUCUGCUGAAGAUCAAAAGGCUGCAGUUGAAAAGUUGAACGGAACCACUCAAAAAGAAAGAGCUAUUGGAGUUUUCAAAGCUUAUAAGAAACAAGAGCAAAAAGAAGAAACUCCAGUUACUAAAGCCUAAUUUUUUGAUUUUAUUUC